This is a messenger RNA of Cygnus atratus (black swan), 5090 nucleotides long. RefSeq names its product solute carrier family 40 member 1 (gene SLC40A1). Gene Ontology annotation, cellular component: basolateral plasma membrane. The record is from RefSeq and is a predicted model, not a curated record. The transcript is spliced from 8 exons. The coding region runs from base 204 to 1949 and encodes 581 amino acids. Gene Ontology annotation, molecular function: iron ion transmembrane transporter activity; peptide hormone binding. Gene Ontology annotation, biological process: iron ion transmembrane transport. NCBI's taxonomy places the organism in Eukaryota, Metazoa, Chordata, Aves, Anseriformes, Anatidae.
GCUUCCGGCCCCGCCGAGCCGAGCGGAGCCGAGCGGAGCCGAGCAGGCGCUCGGCUGCCCCGCGGCACAGGGAGCCUGCCCGCCCGGCGCGGCGCAUAAGGCCAGCGCUUUCCGACUUCAGCUACAGUGCUAGCUAAGUCGGGGAAGGCACCACGGAGCGAAGCGGCGCGUCCCAGCCCCGGUCCCUGUCUCUGUCCCGCGGCAUGGCGCGGGGAGCUGAGCCCGCGGGCGAGCGGCGGCGGCGCUGCGGCUCCGUGCUCGGCUACUUCACCUCUGCAAAGUUCCUCCUCUACCUGGGGCACGCGCUGUCCACCUGGGGAGAUCGUAUGUGGCAUUUUGCUGUGUCUGUAUUCCUGGUUGAACUUUAUGGAAACAGCUUACUCCUGACUGCAGUCUAUGGACUGGUUGUGGCGGGAUCAGUUCUUCUCCUGGGAGCCAUUAUUGGAGACUGGGUGGACAAGAACUCCAGGCUCAAAGUGGCGCAGACAUCCUUGGUUGUACAGAAUGCAUCUGUCAUCCUGUGUGGUAUUAUCCUGAUGAUUGUCUUCUGGUUUAAGACACAGCUUUUGACCUUAUACCAUGGAUGGCUUCUUACGAUGUGCUAUAUCCUGGUUAUCACGAUAGCAAAUAUUGCCAAUUUGGCCAGCACUGCCACAGCGAUCACAAUUCAGAGGGACUGGAUUGUUGUGGUUGCAGGGGAAGACAGAAGCAAACUGGCAGAUAUGAAUGCCACAAUACGAAGAAUCGAUCAGUUGACCAAUAUCUUGGCCCCAAUGGCAGUUGGUCAGAUAAUGACAUUUGGCUCUCCAACGAUUGGCUGUGGAUUCAUUUCUGGUUGGAACCUGAUGUCAAUGUGUGUGGAAUACCUGCUGCUCUGGAAGGUUUAUCAGAAGACCCCUACUCUGGCUCUCAAGUGUUCAAAAGUUGAAGAAUCAGAACUGAAACAGCUGAAUGCAAAAAAAGACAAUGACAUGAAACCUGCUGAAGGAGUGCAGUUAAUUGUUGAGAAAGAUGUAAGUGGCUUUGAGCCCCAACAGGAGAAGGAAGUCGGCUGUGCUGCCCGGGUUGCCGAGCCUUUCAUCACAUUUCGUGAUGGAUGGGUUGCGUACUACAACCAGCCUGUGUUUCUUGCAGGCAUGGGGCUUGCAUUUCUGUAUAUGACUGUUCUGGGCUUUGAUUGCAUUACUACAGGCUAUGCAUACACUCAAGGUCUGAGUGGUUCUGUGCUAAGCCUUCUGAUGGGUGCCUCGGCAGUCACUGGCAUCAUGGGAACAGUGGCUUUCACCUGGCUUCGUCGCAAAUGUGGUCUGAUUCGCACGGGCCUUAUUUCUGGAGUCGCCCAGUUUGCUUGUCUGAUCUUAUGUGCCAUCUCUGUAUUCAUGCCUGGAAGUCCUAUGGAUUUGACGGUUUCCCCAUUUGCUGACAUCAGUGCCCGGCUGUUUAAAAGUGAGCCAUUACCUACUAUUGCAUCUCCAGGAGGUGAGCCUGAAAUGGCUUUGGCAACUGGAAUGCCCAACUUGUUAAACGGGUCUACUACUCCUGCUAACAGUGGCCCAGAGAUGAGUCCUGAGCCCGUGCCUUUAAUCUCUGUUAGUCUCCUGUUUGCAGGGGUCAUUGCUGCUAGAGUUGGCCUUUGGUCCUUUGAUUUGACUGUCACACAGUUACUCCAAGAAAACGUGGUAGAAUCUGAAAGAGGCAUCAUAAACGGUGUCCAAAACUCCAUGAAUUACCUUCUUGAUCUGCUGCACUUCAUCAUGGUCAUCUUGGCCCCUAAUCCUGAAGCUUUUGGCUUAUUGGUGCUUAUUUCUGUGUCUUUUGUUGCAAUGGGCCACAUAAUGUACUUCAGAUUUGCUCAGAAAAACUUGGGAAAACAACUUUUUGCUUGUUGCACUCCUGAUCCCAAAGCAGUCUCUGAUAGUUCACUGCCUGGUAAUACGUCCACUGUCUGAAAGGAUCCACUUCUUACUAACUUGCUACACAAAUAUCAUGGUUAAAAACAUAUAUGGCCUUUUGUUACCAUGUCUAAGGUGUUUCUCUAGAGUUGAAUGCAUAACUUAAACAUGUAAGGAAGCCUUCCCAAGAGAACCAAAAUCUAUCUUACAGAGAGCCUGCACAAAUGUUUCAUGUUUGGCUAGGACAACCUAGCUGGAUCUUCAUGACUAGUGUUUCAAGGGAACCUCAGAAAUAAUACAUCUAGUAUUUGAUCACAAAAUAAUGUUGAAUUUGUCCCCAAGACCCCUACAGUGAUACUGUUUUGCAGUUAAAUGUAGUCACCUUGUGAAUUCUGAACAAUUCUUUUUGCUCAUUGAGCAAAACAAGGUUUUUAAUUAGUUGCUUCAUAUACCAUAUUUGUUUUUUCUAUUUUUCCCCUAACCAUAAACAUUCUGUUUCACAUAUUUCUCCCGUGUUUUCAAAAGGGUUAAAAUGUCCUGUUCCUAAAGGGAACUCUGAAGUUCUGAUGCUUUCCCCAGAGAGCUUUUUAGUAUUAUAUCUGUUCUGGUUUAACUUUAUAGAAACACCUGUGUAGGUUUUUUUGCAUGUUUUCUUACAAUUUAUAUUAGCCAUAGGUACAAGAUAUUGUAUUACACUGUUGCACUUCAUAAACUAGAACAUAACCUCAUUUUAGCAGAAGCUAUUAAUAUAAUGUAACAUUAUAAAGCAUGGCUUUUUUAAUUGCAAAUGACAUGUCUGCUCAGGUUUGAUGUAGCAGAGAGUACUAAGGUCAGGAGUACUGGUACAGAAAACUUAAAGUCUGGGCUAACUUAGCCUUUGCUUUUGACUACAAGCAGCUUUAGUUUAUUUUCAAAUGCUACUGUUUUCAGAAACCCUCUUGAAGUCUGAUGUAUUGGAAAAUGGUUAGUAUUCCAGGCAGAAGAAACAAAGUGGAUGACUUGCUUUUAUCUGUUUUACAUUUAUGUGGAUUUUGACUUAGUUUGUCCUAAAAUACUGCUAGAACAAUGAGAUGUUGGAUUGUGUGGCCCUCUAAAGCAACUUCAGAGAAAUGGAGAAUGAUAUAUCCCUCUGAUUUUCAAGAAGUUCUUGUGUUAGUUGACCCUGCACGUGUACUAACACAGUGCUUCUGUAGUCUUUAGCCAUUUAUGCACUUUUGUGGAAACUAUUCCAAGCACUUUGCUUUUCUGUAGGGUUGAAAUCUGUAGAGUUCCAGGUUUUCCUAUGGUAUGACAGUAUGGCCUUUCAACCUAAAUCUUUGUAAAAUGUUUGUUUGCCAAAUUAUAAGAAGUAUGCAGAAACAUGAAGGAUAAUUUUCACAAGUUGCUGACAUAACUUUUAAGGUUUUUAUUUUAGGUACUGUCCUUCACACAGUCAUCUGUGUUGCUAAACUUCGACCCUGGAAUGUAAGUGUGUAAACUCCAUUGACAUUAAAGGCGUUACACCAGGGUUGAAUCUAGACCAUCUGUCUUAAAAUUUGUGGUGAUUGUCUAAAUUGAAUGUAAACCACUUCUAGUGGCUUUUGUCUCACAGUAUUUUGUAAGAAGAGUGAAAGUGAAUGAAUGGGAAUCCAAUGUACAAUCCACUUGUAGCCCUCAGGAUUCAAUAACUGGAUGUAAUAAUUUUUUGCCUCUAAUGGACCAAAACUAAUCAUUAUUAAUAUGUUACUGAAGGGUUCUCAGGGAUGUUUUCACUAUGUUUGUGUUUUCUUUGUCCAAGCUUUGGGGUUUUCUUUUAUGUAAUAUGUCAAUUAGAAGAGCUUUAAAAUUUGUGACUCAAUCCUGAGUGUAAAUUCUUGAGGAAAAGGGAAUUUUGCCCUCAGUAGAACUUAAAUCAAAGAGAAAUAAAUCAAGCUUAAUCUAGAUUUGUAGAAUAAAGAUGCCCAAAUAAUUGCCUUUACAGCAUAUGAUAGGGAAUAGGGUUGAACCAGUAAGGAAUUUAAAAGUAGUAAAUAAAAUGUCUGUUUUGCCAAAUAUGUUGUCUCAUGUAUUGGGACCAGAUUUCAGUAUUGCUGAAUAUAAACAAAGGUAGCCCAAAUAACAGUGAAUGCCUCUGUACUGGACUUUGAGGAAGAUCUAAAUAGCAACUUAUGUAUUGGACACUCUGUCCGUCAGGGAAGCCAAGCUGAAAAUGCAGUUUCCUGUGGGCUUUCUAUAGCCCCCAGAAUUGUGUGUGCCUAAAGCUUAAUGCUACAGCCCUAAGCAGCAGGCAUCCCAAAGAGGAUCUGUUCCUGCAGUCCGGAGAGCUCCAAGAACAUACAGCAAGUAGAGCUGGGAGCUUACCAUGUUCCCAUCUGUUCCCAAAGCAUUCUUAUUUUUAAGAUCAUUGUAGUCCUAGUUCAGUAGAGUAGCAGUUUGUUUCACAAAGAGGCCCACUAGAUAUUGCAGUCUGGAUCUCAAGCCAAAAAAGUGGUAUUGGGAGGGGGCUGGUCCUUCGCGUUUUGUAUGCAUACUGUUCCUGGGAUUUGUAUGUGCAGAUAUACAACUGGAUGGCAAGCCAAUCCUAAAAGGCAGAAAAGCAAGAUAGAUACUAGCUUUAAGAGGAAUAAGGAGGUCUAAAUUGGAAAUCUAGUAUAGUAUGCUUUAGAGUGAGUCAGAUGUCAAAAAAGUACGCUGCUUGAGCACAACCCAUGUGUAUGUCUUUAAAAUGUACACAGACACCUGUACUGAUCAGUGCUUUGAAGCAAUGUGGAGCCUGAAGUCUUAGUUAGCAGGACUUUCAUUAAGUAAGCAUUUUUGGCCUUGUAUUUAUUUAUUUUUUUAAAUGUGUCCAAUUUGGAUGAGAACUGCCCUUAAAAUGUACGCACUAAAAAUCAAUCUUUCCAAAAUAGCCUAUUUUGUUAUACAACCUUAUGCUGGACAUAGUAUUGAUUUAUGUAUUAAUCUUGUUAAAGCUAAUGAAUAAAUUUGCACAAAAAAUGUUGUUGCUUGUUAUUCAGUUUGUGUGUGUCUUGUACUGAUCCCAUAGCUGGUUUUUCUGUUGUGGUGGGAUGGGAACAGCCAGGAAGCACUAACAAAUAGCAUUGAGGAGAAAGGAAAUAGUAAACGGAGUAAAAACCUUUCCAUGACACUAAGUCUGUCUUCAGUAAACUGCUUUUUAGUUACCAUUCCACAGAAUCUUACAACCUCAGCACAGGACCA